This is a messenger RNA of Aspergillus homomorphus CBS 101889, 1988 nucleotides long. RefSeq lists its product as uncharacterized. Gene Ontology annotation, molecular function: uniporter activity; calcium channel activity. NCBI's taxonomy places the organism in Eukaryota, Fungi, Ascomycota, Eurotiomycetes, Eurotiales, Aspergillaceae. Bases 228 to 1673 code for a protein of 481 amino acids. Gene Ontology annotation, cellular component: mitochondrial inner membrane; uniplex complex. The transcript is spliced from 3 exons. Gene Ontology annotation, biological process: mitochondrial calcium ion homeostasis; calcium import into the mitochondrion. The record is from RefSeq and is a predicted model, not a curated record.
GUGACAGCAUCAACCAGCAAUCGGUGCCAACAUGAUAUCAACCUCAUCCACACCCCAAUCGUCAAUUGACUUCCCAAUCCUCGGCGCUGAACCCUGAUACCAAUUCCAGAACCUCAACCGCAACAGAUUUACCACCUUUACCACCACCCAACCCCUCCUUACCCUCCCAAUUGUCCUCCCCGAUUAUAUGCCCCUUGUCGAUUGCCGUUCUCAGCCCUGACCGCAAUAUGCGGUCUGUAAUAGGUCGAAUCCCGAACUUAAUUCCUCCCCGGGCACAAUGGGGGAGUCAGGUCCCCGAGUCGACUUCCUCGUUGCGGUUGCUAUCACCAUGUGCCGUGCGAGCGCCAGGGCGGCAAUUCCAAACCGCGGCGGCGGCGAAGAAGUAUAACAGCGGCACGAACAUUGGGAUUGUUGCUGCGAAUGCGCAGGGGAGACGGUGGUUCGGCAGUGUCAAUGCUCGCCUCCUCGCCAAGGAUGCGAAGCAGGAAGUGGAGCGGCUCAAGAUCAAGGAUGCGAGGCCGCAUGGGCAUGAGGAUGGGGACGUUUCCAGCGGCGCUCAGAAGGGUGGUGAUAAGCUUGGGGAUGCGAUGUCAAAGGGGAAACUGUUGACUACACCGUCGAGGUUGUUUAAGCUGCUUCUUCCGCUGUCGACUAAAUACCAUCGUGAUCAUAAGGAUAUCGAGCCGAUUGCCUUUCUUAUCCACCCCCAGCAACCUCUGUCCUAUCUAGAACGUCUCAUCCAAGCCGAAAUCCCGCCCCUCAAAGCCAACGAUGGACAGACGCGAGCCCCCUCUGUCUCCUUCAUCGCGCUUCAACUCGAGGACAACCCCAUCCGGCCGCGGAAGGCGCUCUACGAAGAAACCGAUGCGGAAGUGCGCAAGCUUGAGGAGCUCGGACAGAUUGAAGAGAAGUCGGACGAGAAGAAACCCUCGGAGGACGACACAUACACAUACCUACGACGGAGCGAGCCUGGCAAGAAGCCCCUGGAGCAUCGCUUUGUGCGGUGGUCUCAAUCCACCGAGGUCGGGGACUUCAUCCGCGACGCCGCACGAGCUCGGGAGUUCAUCGUGUCGGUCGAAGGAGCGCCGACGGGCCAGCACCAGAUCCAUGUGGCGGUUCCCUCGUUCAAUGAACGCACGCAUUUCCUGCGCAUGCGGCUGCGGAAGAUCUCGGGGCGCAUCAAGUACAUCGCGGACAUUAAGCAUGAAUGUGACGCAUUGGCGCACCGCGGGGCGCAGCGCGUGGCCAUGGGCGGGUUCGGUGUGCUGGCGUUCUGGUGGUGCCUGGUGUACAAACUGACGUUCGAGACCGAUCUUGGCUGGGACACCAUGGAGCCCGUCACGUACCUGGUCAGUUUGUCGACGCUGAUGGGCGGCUAUCUGUGGUUCCUCUACCACAACCGUGAGAUCUCGUACCGGUCUGCGCUCGACUUCACGAUCAACGCGCGCCAGAAGAAGCUCUACGAGAGGAAAGGGGUGGAUCUGCGUCUGUGGGAGUCACUGAUCGACGAGGGCAACUCGCUCCGCAAGGAGAUCAAAUCGAUCGCGGCAGAGUAUGACGAAGAAUGGGAUGAGAUGAAAGACGAGCGCGACGAGCGCGUGACGGAAGCAUUGAAACAGGAGCGCGCUCAGAAGAACGGAUCCAAGCAGAAUAACAACGAUACCGACGAUUAAAUUGCCUGGGGUUUGGAGAAUCAUCUAUUCUAGGCUAUCUCUCGACAUUGUUCUCAUCUCGUCUCACGAUCAACUUCCAACUUUCUCGCGAGUUCACCCCCGUAUCAGGCCUGCCUUGACUUUCUUUCACCCAUUCCGCACCGGAUCAUAAUAUUCUUUCUUGCCCGAGACGCCGCUGUUCGGCUGGUUUUGUGUCUGUGCCAGUCUCUGAGGCGAUUUCGAGCGACCUAGACAAACUUGUUAAUAUUUUUUUUUGUACCAGAACCAAUGUAUAUAUGUAUCCUCCUGCCCAGCACAUAGAAAGACCAACCAUGA